AUAGAGAGAAAGAGAGAAUGAUUAGUUGCAUAGAAAUGAAAACAAAAGAGAGAAUGAAAUAGGGCUGAUUUGGGUUGGGUUGGGUUGGAUAGACAUGAUGAAGAAGAAGAAGCAGCUUAUCACUGCGAAAUCUCCACACAUGGCUGCUGCUGCUUCAAAUGAUUUUGAAACAUCAUCAUCAUCAUCAUCAUCAUCAUCCUCCAGUAGUAGUCUGUUGUAUGUAUCUUAUCUUAAAAAGUUAUCGUCUCUUCCAACUUGUUCAGAAUCCUGUUUACAGGUCAAAACCAUCCAUGCCCACAUUAUCAUUUCUAGGUUUAAACCUCGGUCCCCCAUCCUCAACGGUUUGAUCAACGCAUAUUGUAAAUCCUCUAAUCUCGCAUACGCCCACCACCUGUUCGACAGAAUUCCCCACCCAAAUGUCGUUGCCGCAACAACCAUGAUUACUGCAUACUCUACUGCUAAGGCUCCAAAAAAGGCAUGGGAGAUCUUCGCCAACGUCCCCUUCAGUGUCAGGGACACCGUUUUCUACAAUUCCAUGAUCACUUGUUAUUCGCGUAACAACGAAGGCCACGCCGCUCUCAACCUCUUCCGCCAAAUGAAAACCGAUGCUAUUCCUCCCGACGAUUUCACUUACACUAGCGUUCUUUCAGCUUUGGGGCUCAUUGCCGAUAAGGAGACUCACUGUCAGCAGUUACAUUGCCAAGUUGUGAAAUCUGGAACAGCUUUGGUCACUUCGGUUUUGAAUGCCUUGGUCUCUGUAUACGUCAAGUGUGCCUCUUCGCCCUUCGUUUCCUCCUCGUCCUUGAUGUCGGUAGCUGCCACGCUGUUCCGUGAGAUGCCCGUUAAAGACGAAUUAUCUUGGACCAUGAUUAUAACAGGUUAUGUUAGAAACGGAAACCUCAAGGCUGCACGAGAGUUGUUCGACGGAAUGAAUGACAACAACUUAGUGGAGGCAUGGAAUUCGAUGAUCUCGGGUUACGUCCAGAAUCAUAUGUUGAUCGAAGCGUUACACCUUUUCGGGAAGAUGACUUCUUCAGGAAUACGACACGACGAGUUCACCUACACCAGCAUUUUCAGUGCCUGCGCCAACUCCAAAUCUUUCCUUCUUGGGAAAGAGGUGCAUGCCCGUGUCUUAAGAAACGAGCAUAAGCCGCCCAAGGAUUUUUCUUUGUCAGUUAAUAAUUCCCUGAUCACGUUUUAUUCUAGGUGCGGUAGAGUUGAGGAAGCUGUUGGGAUAUUUCGGUCCAUGUCGGUCAAGGAUAUCGUGUCCUGGAACGCGGUCUUAACCGCGUAUAUAAACGACGGUCGGAUUAACGAAGCGAAAAUCUUUUUCAAUGAGAUUCGAGAUCGAAACAUGUUGACAUGGACCACUAUGAUAUCGGGGCUGGCACAGAAUGGUUUCGGAGAGGAAGGGUUGAAGCUGUUCAAUCAAAUGAGAAAUGAAGGUUUUCAGCCUUGUGAUUAUGCGUUUGCCGGAGCCAUUACUUCGUGUUCGGUUCUAGCGGCAUUAGAGGAUGGAAGACAGCUCCAUUCCCAACUCAUCAGAUUCGGUUUCGAUUCAAGCCUUUCCGCAGGAAAUUCUCUGAUAACAAUGUACGCCAGAUGCGGAGUCGUCGAUGCGGCUAACAGACUAUUCCUCACCAUGCCAUUUGUGGACGACGUUUCAUGGAACGCCAUGAUUGCCGCGUUCGCACACCACGGGCACGGUUCGCGUGCACUGAAGCUGUUCGAAGAAAUGCUCAAGGAAGGAAUAUCGCCCGACCGGAUAAGUUUCCUGACGGUCAUAUCGGCUUGUAGCCACGCGGGUUUAGUAGACGAAGGUCGGAAGUAUUUUAACGAGAUGGAGAGCGUAUACGGUAUAAAGCCGGGCGAAGACCAUUACGCGCGUCUGAUAGACAUGUUAUGUCGGGCGGGGAGGUUCGAGGAGGCGGAAGGCGUGAUAGAGAAUUUGAAUUUUAAGGCGGGGGCGUCGAUAUGGGAAGCGCUUCUAGGGGGUUGCAGAAAGCACGGGAAUAUGAAUCUAGGAAUGAAGGCGGCUGAGAAGAUCUUCCAUCUGAGGCCGGAACACGACGGGAGCUACAUACUGUUGUCAAACAUGUAUGCUAAUGUGGGUAGGUGGGAGGAGAUGGCUAAGGUGAGGAAUCUAAUGAGGGACAGAGGAAUAAAAAAGUCACCCGGUUGUAGUUGGAUCGAGAUUGAGAACAAGUUUCACGUGUUUUUGGUGGAUGACACGCUGCAUCCUCAAGUGGAAGAUGUGUACAGAUAUCUGGAGGAGCUGGUGGGGGAGAUGAGGAAAUUGGGAUAUGUUCCGGAUACAAAGUACGUGUUACACGACAUGGAGUUGGAACAGAAAGAGCAGUUCUUAUCGACGCAUAGUGAGAAGCUGGCAGUUGCGUAUGGUCUGUUGAAGCUUUCCGCUGGAGCUGCAAUCAGGGUGUUCAAGAACCUUAGGAUUUGUGGAGAUUGUCAUAAUGCAUUCAAGUUUAUGUCAAUGGUGGUAAAUAGAGAAAUUGUGGUCAGAGAUGGGAAGAGAUUUCAUCAUUUUAAGAAUGGUCAAUGUUCUUGUGGGGAUUUUUGGUAGCACCUACUGUUGUUUGCUUUACAUUAAAAACUCUCCUCUCUGUUUUGAGCUCUUUUGAC
Molecule: messenger RNA, 2640 nt
Organism: Impatiens glandulifera
Lineage: Eukaryota; Viridiplantae; Streptophyta; Magnoliopsida; Ericales; Balsaminaceae
Product: pentatricopeptide repeat-containing protein At1g25360
Exons: 1
Coding region: 95-2581 (828 amino acids)
Biological process (GO): RNA modification
Molecular function (GO): protein binding; RNA binding; zinc ion binding
Source: RefSeq, a predicted model, not a curated record